Molecule: messenger RNA, 1665 nt
Organism: Cordyceps fumosorosea ARSEF 2679
Lineage: Eukaryota; Fungi; Ascomycota; Sordariomycetes; Hypocreales; Cordycipitaceae
Product: Choline transporter-like protein
Exons: 3
Coding region: 1-1665 (554 amino acids)
Biological process (GO): transmembrane transport
Cellular component (GO): plasma membrane
Molecular function (GO): transmembrane transporter activity
Source: RefSeq, a predicted model, not a curated record
AUGGGUGACCAGUACCAUGGCCAGUACGGCCAGCAGCAGCAAUACGGCCAGCAGCAGCAAUACGGUCAGCAGCAGUAUGGUCAGCAGCAGUAUGGCCAGCAACAGUACAAUCAGCAGCAGUACAACCAGGGAUGGCAGCAGCAACAGCAGCCGCCUCCGCCGCCGCCGCAGAAUAAUGGAGGCUACGACCAGGGCGGCUACAACUACGGCGCUCCGCCGCCCUACAGCUACAAUCCUCCCAAUUCCAACGAUGAAAAGUAUGGCUUCGAUCAAGCCUUCAAGAUCGAGAAGCCCAAAUACAACGACUUGUGGGCUGCUAUUCUCUUCCUCCUCGUCUUUGCUGGUUACGUUGCCGUCUCCGUCAUUGCGCUUCGCGGCUACGUAUCUGGUAUACACGGCUCUGGAAUUAAGAGCUCCAACACCUUCUCCAUCAACUCCAACACCCUGAUUCUCUUCGCCUGCGCACUCGGCGCCGCCUUUGUUCUCUCGAUCGCAUACGUCGGCCUCGCCCGAACCUUCCCCAAGGCCUUUAUCUGGGUCACCGGUAUUCUCAACCUGGUCUUCGCGUUUGGAACCGCCAUAUACUAUCUGUAUAAGAAGUAUUGGUCUGCUGGCAUCGUCUUCCUUAUCUUUGCCGUCUUCACUGCCUUUGCGUUCUGGACCUGGAUUCCUCGCAUUCCCUUUUCCGCUCUCAUGCUUCGCACCAGCAUCGACGUCAGCAAGAAGUAUGGCCAUGUCUACAUCGUUAGUCUUAUCGGCGGUAUCCUAGCCACUGCCCUCGGUGCCUGGUUCUCCGCCACCAUGGUCGGCAUCUACGUUCGAUGGCAGCCGUCCUCGAACAACCCUAACUGUGGACCAAACGGCUCCGGCUGCAGCCAGGGGACCGUCAUUGGUUUGAUGGUCUUUAUCACGUUCGCCAUGUAUUGGAUUACUGAGUGGCUGAAGAACACCAUUCACACAAUCAUUUGCGGCGUCUACGGUGCCUGGUACUUUGCUGUCCACAACUUCCCCAAGGACGCGACCCGUAGCUCUGCGAAGCGCGCUCUGACCUACAGCUUCGGUUCCAUUGCCUUUGGCAGUCUGAUCGUUGCAAUUAUUCAGUUCCUCCGCCAGCUCUGUUCGGUCGCGAAGCAAUCGUCAGCCGACGAUGGCGGCAUCGGCGGCUUCAUUGGCAUGGCCUUUUUCUGCGUUCUACAGUGCCUUCUUGGCAUCAUUGAGUGGGCCGUGGAAUUCAUCAACCGAUACGCUUAUGCUCACAUCGCCCUAUACGGAAAGAAGUAUAUCGAGGCAGCCAAGGAUACAUGGAAGAUGAUCAAGGACCGCGGUAUCGACGCCCUCGUCAACGAAUGUCUCAUCGGCCCUGUUCUAUCCUUUGGUGCCCUGUUCGUCGGCUACGCUUGCGCUCUGCUUGCAUACCUCUACCUCCUGAUCACCAACCCCGCUUACAACAGGGGAGGCGGCUUCACCCCCGUCAUUAUGGCCUUUGCUUUCUUAAUUGGCUUCCAGAUUGCGAACAUCUUCACGACCCCCAUCUCUAGCGGUAUUGAGACCAUCUUUGUUGCGGCCGGCUGGGAUCCGCGCGUCAUGGUCAACGACCACCCCGAACUGUACCAGGAGAUGGUGCGUCUAUACCCUCGUGUUCAAGAGGUCAUUUACGACCGGUAG